GACUUGACGUCUGUGGCGUCGUUAUGUGAAGCUUUUACGCCCUGGAGUCUGGAUAGCAGCUCAGGAAAACCUGCGCUUUGUCACCGUGUCAGCUAAACCGGAGCUAGUCUGGUGAGACUGGUGGGUCUGAGGCCUGAGCAGCUAACGUUAGCCGCCUCACAGCAGCAGCAGCAGCAGCAGCGCAGCAGGGGGAGGGAUGAGUCUCUCCCCUGUUAUUGGCACAGAAGUGCCAGAAGCAGCGAACGGGGUGGCAACGCCUGUUUCUUUGGAGAACGGCCCUCAUGCACCGGUCUCGGUAAAAUACGGCGGGAGCAGGUUACCCGGUAACGGAGCCGAGUCCGUGGACGGGUCCGGUGGACGCGCAGAGAACCACGUCGAUACAGCAAACAGACUGCACACUGUAGAAAGCAACUUUGAUAGUUUAUCACUGCGCAGUCGCCAGGCGGCAGACCCCUCUUUUCGUGAUGGGGCCGGCACGGGAGACUCCGACUCCAAAGACACAGACAUUCCCGAGGCCUCCAAGACUGACGACAUGGUCCUCAUGUGGGAUUCUAGACGGCACGAAGAGCUCAAAGAGCCAUGUCAGCAGGGAGGGUCCGACGUGGCAGGAAGACAUCAGACAGGGGCUGAGAGAGUAGAGAGAAGGCGUGGUGGCCGAGGGGAAGAGGAGGAUGGAGAGACAGAGAAACAGGAUGUGGAGACUGACGAGAAGCACGAGAACAGAUGGAGGAACACAGGAGGAAGAACAGAGAAGGAGCCCUCCCAGCACUACUCCUCUUCAGCCCCCAGUCCUAGUACCUCCUCCUCUUCCACCCUUCAGCCUGCUGUUCUCGCCUCAGACAACACCCCGUGCCCUCCUCACGUCAUGGCCCAAGUGUGGGUUCGCAACAACCGGGGGAUGCAGGACAGCAAGAGCCUGGAUGAAAUCAGCCAAGCCUGUGGAGGUGGUGCAGGAACCAGAGGAGGUGGCAGAGGUGGGCAGUCCGAGGGCCGAAGGGCCACAAUCUCCUCAGCUUUGGAGCUGGAGGGGACGGUCAGCCAUGAGGGAGACCUCACCAACUUCAUCACAAAGAAUCUGGAGCAGAAGAUCAAAAUGAGCUCCAAGCCCAGUCUGGACUGCAGCGAUUCUGACUGUUCUGGUCCAAUCUACCGAAGCCGAGGGUUGACACGGAGACCGGCGGACAUCCCGCCAAUCGAUCCGACGGUCCUGCUGGACCUCCAGAGACACACCCAGGAGCUGGCCCACAGCGUGGAGAUGAUGAUGAAGAGCCUCAAUGGAACCAUUCAGAAUAUGACCGCUCUGAGCGUCGGCUACAUCCAGACCUACAGAGACUCUGUUGACAGCCUGGGAGAGUCCGUAGACAUGAGUAUAAAGGGUAUGUACACACUAAUGGCCCGUUGUGAGGAGCUGGAUCGCUCCAUGCAGCCCAUACACACACUGGCGGCUCAGAUCCGUGACAUCAAACGCACCCUGGAUGCUCUGGAAGCACUCUGCAAGUAAUCCUCUUCCCGCCAGAUCCGAAACCAGCUCCAGUCCGCAAAGAUCCGACCCUGGAGCCCAUCCACCAAAAGGACGGCGACUAGCAAACGCAACACCGUUUCGCAGGUAGCACACACACAUUGCAGCGAAGAUUAAGUGCACCUCAGGAGCCCGGACCCCGUCGCUGCUUGGCAUGCUGAGUGAUUGUCG
Molecule: messenger RNA, 1690 nt
Organism: Fundulus heteroclitus (mummichog)
Lineage: Eukaryota; Metazoa; Chordata; Actinopteri; Cyprinodontiformes; Fundulidae
Gene: borcs6
Product: BLOC-1 related complex subunit 6
Exons: 7
Coding region: 197-1501 (434 amino acids)
Biological process (GO): lysosome localization
Cellular component (GO): BORC complex
Source: RefSeq, a predicted model, not a curated record